AUGACAAACAACGAUCAAUAUGUCCUGGUGACUGGCGCAAACAGCGGCCUGGGUCUGGGAACCUGUUUCCGUCUCGUCGACGAAUACCUUGCUUCUCACACCCACGAUGAUGGCACCCUGACCAUCAUAUUCACCACUCGAAGUGCCAAAAAGGGCGCCGAGACUCUGUCGACCCUCGAGAAACACCUCGCCAGUCACAGCGACACUUCCACCUCCAGUCGCAAGAUCUAUUUCCAAUCCGAGAAUGUCGAGUUGACGAGCCUCCUCUCCGUUCGUGCCCUGAGCCGCAAACUCCUCGCCUCAGAUCUUCCGCAUAUCAAUGCAAUAGUCCUCAAUGCCGUCUUGACGGGUAUCAGACAGGCUACAACAUGGCCGACGUUCAAACUGGGUCUCGUCGGGCUGGUGACAAAACCGCAAUUCCCCAAGGGGACUGUUGCCGGUGAGGAACCGAUCCUUGGAGAGGUCUUCUGCGCAAAUGUUUUCGGACAUUACAUGCUGGUACACUGGCUCAUGCCAUUAUUCCGCGCAUGCGCACCUGAGUCCCGCGGCAAGAUCAUCUGGUCAACUUCCAUCGAGGCGGUAGCAUCUCACUAUAACCCCGACGACCACCAAGCCCUGAAAUCCUCCGCGGCGUACGAACACACCAAGCGGAUGGGAGACUUGCUGGCGCUGAGCGCGGUCAACCAGCCAGCAACAGCCAAACAAGUCAAAGAAUACACGACACCUUCCUUAGAGCCUGCACGAGAGCGGCCACAUCACUCCGAGCCGACCUUCCACGUGUCGCAUCCAGGCAUCUGUACCACCACCAUCAUCAGCCUGUACUGGAUCAUCCACGAAUGCUACCGCUUAGGCAUCUACCUGGCCCGUUGGUGCGGCUCGCCCUGGGCCAACGUGACCAGUAACCUCGGCGCCGCGGCGGCAACGUGGCUUGCGCUCGCGUCCCUAGCAGACAUCAGAGACAGAGCUAUCCAAGCCACCGGCGACGAAGACGGCGGGCCAUGUAAAUGGGGGUCAUCCACCGACCGUCUAGGCCAUUCUUCCGUUCGAGUCACCGAUGUCCCCGGUUGGGGCAUCAACGGCAGCGGCAAGCCCUUCAAAGAUAAAUGGUGGGGUGGAAGUCUGGGAAGGAAAACAGGAUACACAGACGCGACCAAGGAAGAUGUUGAAAAUUUCGUCGCCGAGGGGGCAGAAGUGUGGAACAAGAUGGAAGCCAUGCGGAAAGACUGGGAGGCCAGGAUUGAAGAGUACGAGGCCGCCGAUCAAGGGACAAAGAGUAAUGGACAUGUAGCAUGA
Fonsecaea monophora is the source of this 1293-nucleotide messenger RNA. RefSeq lists its product as hypothetical. Lineage: Eukaryota; Fungi; Ascomycota; Eurotiomycetes; Chaetothyriales; Herpotrichiellaceae. Gene Ontology annotation, molecular function: 3-beta-hydroxysteroid 3-dehydrogenase (NADP+) activity. The record is from RefSeq and is a predicted model, not a curated record. The coding region runs from base 1 to 1293 and encodes 430 amino acids. The transcript has 3 exons. Gene Ontology annotation, biological process: ergosterol biosynthetic process. Gene Ontology annotation, cellular component: lipid droplet; endoplasmic reticulum membrane; mitochondrial outer membrane.